CAAAAACAUGUCCGAUCUGUGAUCUCAAUGACUUCCGGGACCCUCGCUACUGCCUACAGCUGUGACGUCACAGGCAGUAUAAAAGACAUGUGGACCGUGAACAAAUCAAUCAGUAGCUUACGAGCAGUCGACCACAGAAGUGCACGAUGAGAUUUCUGAUUGUAACCGCCGCCGUCUUCGCCUGCGCCGCAGCAGCUCCUUCAGCUCUGCUGGCCUACAAUGGUUUGAGCCACGCCUCCCUGUCCCCGGUGGCCGCUCCUACGAUCCCUCCCGGCGACCUCCAAGCUGCUGCCAUCGACGCCCACGUGGAAGCCUCUGACAACGCUCGCGCCGCAGUCGACGCUAUCAAACAAGUCCAGGACCAAGCCUCCGAGCUCCAAGGCAGAGCUAUCAACGCUGUUGAAGACCAUGCCUGGCAAGCUGUGGACGCCGCUCAAACCGCACAAGCUCAAGUUGACGGUGCUGCCGCCAGCGUUGCCCCCGUUGUUGCUCGUCAAGUAGCCGGCAGAAGUCUUGUAGCUCCCAUCGUACCCGCUAUUGCUGCCUACUCCGCCCCAGCCGUAGCUGCCUACUCUGCCCCAGCGUUAGCCGCCUACUCCGCCCCAGCCGUAGCUGCCUACUCUGCCCCAGCCGUAGCUGCCUACUCUGCCCCAGCCUUAGCCGCCUACUCUGCCCCAGCCGUAGCAGCUUACUCUGCCCCAGCUGUGGCCGCCUACUCCGCCCCAGCCAUCGUCGCCGGUAGCCAAUCUAUCUCCAGCCAAUCGCUAUCCCAAAGCCACCCAGCCCCAUCAAACGCUGUCUACGCCCAUGCGUGGUAAAUCCAAUAACCUAAUUUAAAAUCUAGGCAAGAUGUGCGAAUAAAUUUUUAGAAAAUUGC
Molecule: messenger RNA, 877 nt
Organism: Danaus plexippus (monarch butterfly)
Lineage: Eukaryota; Metazoa; Arthropoda; Insecta; Lepidoptera; Nymphalidae
Product: vitelline membrane protein Vm26Ab-like
Exons: 2
Coding region: 147-818 (223 amino acids)
Source: RefSeq, a predicted model, not a curated record